Molecule: messenger RNA, 3660 nt
Organism: Xenopus laevis (African clawed frog)
Lineage: Eukaryota; Metazoa; Chordata; Amphibia; Anura; Pipidae
Product: protein kinase C delta type-like
Exons: 9
Coding region: 1245-2846 (533 amino acids)
Source: RefSeq, a predicted model, not a curated record
AUGGCAAACGGCAUAUGUCAAUUUAAACAACAAUAUUUCAUAAAGGUUUAAGAACUUUUCAAAGAUUACCUCUUUUUAUCAGCAAAAUCAAUUUACAGUAAUGUGCGGUCUCCUAGAUUUAUCCAUAUGAUCAGGAAGUCCUGCUUUAUGGUGCACACACACAUGCCCAUUUUCCAGUUCAUUUACCCACCAGUAAUGGAUGAUGUUGAAUACACUGGGAACUGUCUUCAUCUCUGAUAAAUGGUUUAAAGAUUGGUUUGAAUCCUGGGAGAAAUUAAAUUGGGCAGAACAUAAGACUUUAUUAAAGUUGAGAAAUAAUAGCAGACUCCCUGGUGGAGACUGUAGGGGAAUUUGAGGAGAGUCUGGAGUCUUGACUGGAGUCAUUUUAACUUCUGAUACAUUGUGCAUAUCUUGAAAAGCACUGCGUAUCCAGCGCUAUAUAAAUAAAUGAUGAUGAUUGUGCCUAUAGUCAGGCAAACUGAGAAGGCAGGACAGAGAGCUGCUACAAGUAAGCAGAAGGAUAAGUUGGCCAUACACACGCCAAUAUAAUUGUAUAAAAUUUCAUUUGCAGGACAUACAAUUGUCCGUCAAUUAAUGGGCAGGACAUCUGGAAUAUAUGGAUAACAUUAUUAUUACUUUAAUUAUAAUUAUUGAAGUUCAGUUCGUAUUCUGCAGAAUAGAACCAAUACACCAGCUCAUUAAUUGUUUUCACAUACGACCAGCAUGCCUUCCUAUAAUUUAUAACCCACAGUUUAUUCAAGGCUUUAGUGUCCCUUCAAAAUACUAAUGGGUGACCAGUAUUCUACCUUCCCUUUCCUUAGGGAUAACCAUACGCGGAAACUGUAUUUGUUCUCAGAGUUGGUUUUGCUCAUUGCAACAAGAUUUGGAAAGGGGUUGUGUCUGCAAGACAAGGGCUUAUAACUUAAUGCUAAAAUACAUACUAAAAUUACAUUACAAGGUAAACUAUCAUAUUUUAUCAAUCAAAUUGGUGUUUCAAUAAACACAGGUUUCCCUUUUAAUAAUUGUAGUUCUUGUUGAUACUGGUAAUAUUUUUUACUGGCUCCAGAAUUGGCCUGAUAUAUAUCUGCCCAUGCCACUGUGUCAGUUGGUCACAGCUCAGUCUUUUACAGUUAGUGACCGUUGGUCUCAGUACAUUGGUUUGACUCAGACCAGUGUACAUCUCAUUGCGUUUGCGAAGCAUUUGCUUGAGUUUUUUUUCUUGUGGAAAGCGAAUUCCCCUAAUUAUGGUUGAAGAACUGCCUCCAGCGAUGGAGAAGAGUACUCCUCCAAUAAGGAGUGAGGAAAAAGAACUUUUUGCUGCUACAAAUGCAGAAAUGGAAAAGAAGGAUUCCAUCAGGAUGAAGCGAAUGAUGGACAACAACCCUGGGAGGGCAAAUGGAAAGAAAAGGAAGAAAAGGAAUAAAAAGAGGAAACAUCUGUGCAGUGGCAACAGCAAGGUGGAGGAAAAGAAGGAAGUUAGGAGAAAAAGACACCGAAGUGGUGAAGACUCCAUCAAAGCAGAGGAAGCGGGAAGUAACCAGAAGAGGCUGCACCAAGAAGUUCCUCUCCCCGUGGCAGUGAGCAUGUGCCAGAUCCACGCAGAGCUUGGGAGUGGUUCAUUUGGCAAGGUGAUGUUGGCAUCUCUGCCUAACAACAGGCAGCCCGUAGCCAUAAAGGUGAUACAGAAGAGUGACAAGGUACAGCUUAAUGAAAUUGUCACUGAGGCUAACGUGCUGAAGAUGGCUGCUGGAUGCCCACACCUGUGUCAUGCAUAUGGAUCAUUCCUAACUCAGCGGCAUGCUGUUUUUGUCCUGGAGUAUGUCAGCGGAGGGAACAUGGAUGAUCAGAUCGACAUUGCAGGAGCUCUGGAGAUGGACUCCAUAAGAUUCUACGCCGCGGAGAUGGUGUGCGCCCUCCAGUUUCUGCACUCAAAUGGGAUUAUCCAUCGGGAUCUCAAACCAGGUAAUGUCCUAGUUACCAGCGAGGGACAUGUAAAGAUAGCUGACUUUGGAUUGGCGGUCGAAGGCAUCUAUGGAUAUAGAAAGGCCAGAGGAAGAAGAGGAACACUGCCUUACAUGGCCCCAGAAGUGAUAGAAGGGCAGGCGUAUGAUGCAGGAAUAGACUGGUGGUCCCUCGGAAUCCUCAUAUACGAGAUGGCCACCGGAGAUCAUCCAUUGUACUCUGGCAAUGAUGUAUCUGAGUUCAUCGAAGCCAUUAAGUAUAACAAGCCCCGCAUUCCAUAUUGGUUCAGUGAGGAACUACAAGAUCUCCUGCAGCAGCUUCUGAUGAAAAACCCUGAUGAGCGUCUUGGCUGCAAUGGGAACAUUCGGGAGCACCCAUUUUUCCACUCCAUUGAUUGGGUGCAACUGGAAAAGCUGAACGUGCCACCCCCCUCCAAACCAAAAGAAGUGAUAUCAGUGGAUUUCAGCAAGACCUAUCAAGAGCCACUGACAUUCUUGGAGUCAAUAAAAUACAACAUCUCUUCGAGAUAUGUCCCACCAGCAUCCCCGUUGGAACAGCCAAGCCAUUUCUGGACAUCCAGGAACAUCUGUCCUCCUCAAGCCCAAGCACUGGUUUCAAACUAUCCAUACCAUCAGGCUCCAUUAUCAGCUCAGUUUGGUCCUUUUGGCUUCCCCAACCAGCCUUACACUGCAUAUCGGCCUAAUCUCGGCUACUACCAAAGGCCAUUACCACUGAUUCCUGUUCCUUCUCCUUAUUAUCACCAGCCAGUUUUUAGUCCUGUUAUCAGACCUCCGUUGGUUCCUUUCUUCCCAGAUUCUCACCAUCAUAACCAGCCUCUUAAUGUCUUCAACACCCCUUGGCCUUUUCCAUCACCUCUGCAAUAACCAUCUUCCUCUAUCUCUUGCCCCUAAGAUUUUCCCCCGUUUUCAAACUAUUAAAUGAGACCUUACCUCUGGCCACUUAUCCAGCAAUGCCUUUGACUCAUCAGUCAUCAGUCAACGGCCUUUGUAUCUUUUUCACAAGCGCUUAUUUCUUGACCGUUUUUUUUUUAAACACUUGUCUCUACCUCUAGCCUUUUCCAAUGGCUACUGUCUCUAGUCUGUUACACCAACCAGUCUCUUGUUUAUUCCAUAACUCUAUGUUUCUGCAUUGGCCCAUACCACAGCCUUCACUUCUGGCCCUUACCACUGGCUCCAACACCGGCCCGUUCCAUCUGCCUCUUCCUGCAGCCCUUUACGUCUACUGCAUCUUCUGGCCCUUGCCACCGGGCCCAACACUGGCCCAUUCCAUCGGCCUUUACUCAUAGCCCUUAACACCGGCUACUGUCUCUAGCCCAUGUCACCGGCCCCAACACUGGCCCUUUCCAUCUGCCUCUGCCUUAACAUCAGCUGCUGUCUCUGGCCCCCAACACUGGUCCAUUCCAUCUGCCUUUACCUAUAGACCUUAACACUAGCUUCUGUCUCUAGCCCAUGUCACCGGCCCCAACAAUGGCCCAUUCCAUCGGCCUCUGUCUGCAGCCCUUAACAUCGGCUGCUGUCUCUGGCCCCCAACAACGGCCCCAACACUGUCCCCAACAUUGGCCCUUUCCAUCGGCCUUUACCCAUAGCCCUUAACACCGGCUACUGUCUCUAGCCCAUGUCACCGGCCCCAACAAUGGCCCAUUCCAUCGGCCUCUGUCUGCAGCCCUUAACAUCGGCU